Molecule: messenger RNA, 2434 nt
Organism: Bipolaris sorokiniana ND90Pr
Lineage: Eukaryota; Fungi; Ascomycota; Dothideomycetes; Pleosporales; Pleosporaceae
Exons: 2
Coding region: 118-1986 (622 amino acids)
Molecular function (GO): FAD binding; oxidoreductase activity
Source: RefSeq, a predicted model, not a curated record
CGCAAGCACCAGAGGAAAGAUCAGCAUCUACUCAGAACUGUGGCCGAUCCCUUGCCAAAACUUGUUCUCUCGGUCUGACUCGAAGACACUAAACCAGGACGCAAAACCGUUGCGACUAUGGCUGUAACGUUAUGGCUCACGGCUUUGGCCGCCGCGUCAGCAGCUGCCUCUCCACAUGUUUCUGCGAAAGUUGAGUCCAAUGUGUUCAACGCAGAAGUUGAUCUGCAGGGCCUCUCUCCUACAGUCAAGGCGCUCUUUUCCCCACGCUCCUCUAGCAUCACUCCCCCCAAGAACUCGACUUCCAGGUGCAAAGUCUACCCUGGAGACCCUGAGUGGCCCUCAGACGAAGCCUGGUCUCAGCUAAGCAAACUCACUGGCGACCGCGUCAUCACUGCGCCUACUCCUCGAGCUGCAGUGUGCUACCCAGGCGAGGACUACAACGCCGCAGAAUGCUCCAAGUACACUGUUACAGAAUGGCAGAAAUCAUACCUCCACAUGGUUGAUCCAAUCGAAAUGAUGUCCCCAGUAGCACAAGGCAUGACAUGUACCAUACCAGCCCUCUUCGACUCCCAUGGCUGCACUCGGGGUGGCUUCCCUAUGUACGUUGUCAACGCCACUGAGCCCAAGCACGUCCAGCUUGCCGUCAACUUUGCAAGGAACACCGGCGUUCGACUCGUCAUCAAGAACACCGGCCAUGACUUUCUCGGAAAGAGUGGUGGCAAAGAUGCCCUCAGCAUCUGGACGCACAACAUGAAGGACAUUGAGUACAUUGAGGAGUAUGUUGAUUCAAAGCUCAACUACUCGGGCCCUGCAUUCAAGAGCGGUGCUGGUGUCCAAGCGUUUGAGCUUUAUAAGGCUGCUUCUGAAAAGGGCAGAGUUAUUGUUGGCGGAGAAGGCGAGACAGUCGGUGUCAUGGGAGGCUACAUCCAGGGAGGAGGUCAUUCACCCCUAACACCCCUUUACGGCACUGCUGCCGACAGCGUCCUCUCGAUGGAAGUCGUCACUGCGAAUGGCGAAUUCGUCGUCGCAAACUCGACCUCCCAUACUGACCUCUUCUGGGCCCUCCGCGGUGGCGGCGGCAGCACCUUCGGCGUCGUCACCUCCGUAACCGUAAAAGCGCACCCCGACCUCCAAGUCACCGCCUCCCGCUUCGGCUUCAAAUCCAGCGACACAGGCGUCGAGACUUUCUGGGCCGCCAUCCGCGCUUACGUCGACUCCUUCAUCGCAAACGCCGACGCAAGCACCUAUACUUACUGGGUUCUAAUCCCCACCAACGGCUCCUUCUCCUUCUCCUUCUCCCCCUUUUUCGCUCCCGGAAAAUCCCUCGAGGAAGCAACCGCCCUGCUCCAACCCUGGUUCACAGAGCUCGACAACCUAGGCAUCAAGUACGACCCAAACAUCACCCACUUCGACAACUUCUACACCGCCUGGCGCUCCUCCUUCCCGCUAGAGGCAGUCCAAAAGCCCAACGUAGCAACCGCCUCGCGCCUCUUUCCCCGCGCGAACUUUGAGACCGUAGAGAAGCGCCAGGAGUUUUACGAGAAUAUUCGUCGCUCCGCGGAAAACAACCGUGUUCAGGUACACUUCAACAUGCAGGCUAAGGAUCCGUACAACACUGAUAACGCGGUGAAUUCGCACUGGCGGCCCCUCACCUCCUUUAGCAUGCAAUCGGUGCGCUGGCCCGUGAACAGCACCGCCGAGCAAAUCCUCAAGAUCCGAAAGGACUUUCAGCAGGGUGAUAUGCAGGCUUGGAGGGAUAUCAGUCCCGGUGCGGGUUCGUAUCUUGCUGAGGCGGAUCGCAUGGAGCCGGACUUUGGGGAGGCGUUUUUUGGAGAGAAGUACCCGAAGUUGUUGGAGCUUAAAGCGAAGUUGGAUCCUGAGGAUGUGUUUUUUGCGACGACCGGGGUGGGAAGUGAGCGGUGGAGAGUAGAGAGUGUUGAUGGGCUGCCAAAUGAGAAUGGAAAGUUGUGUCGGGUUGAGGUGUAAAAAAGGGAGUUGUGGGUGGGUGAUGGGGUGGUGUAUAUGAUUUUUUUUCUUCUUAUAUAUAUUUGGCAUAGUGCCUUCUUUAUUUUCUUGGGUAGAUUGAUCAUUCAUUUGAGGCCUUGUCGCUAAUUGUAGUGUAUUUGUACUGGGGUCGAAAUUGCAUCCGUGGAAUCGAGAAGACGCCAGCACUUUCGACUUGAGAAAUUGAAACAGAUUCUGAAUAUUCACAAACUCUUCUCCCAUUCAUUGCUGUGAUCCUAGAAUACUCUUCCGACAACUUGUUCAUAGAACAUAAUGAGUUCCAUUUACAUGAGAAAUACCCGCCUCGCAAGCUUCAUCACCGGAACCAUCACCUUGUUCACCACACUAGACUGUGGCGGCCCACGCAAAAACCAUGCAUAUACAGAAUUCCAGGCAUCGUUACCAUCACCUUCGAGAACAUCCCUAUGAC